Messenger RNA from Didymodactylos carnosus, 1029 nucleotides. NCBI's taxonomy places the organism in Eukaryota, Metazoa, Rotifera, Eurotatoria, Philodinida, Philodinidae. The record is from the annotation of a GenBank genome assembly.
AUGUUUAAUCGUACGAUGUUUAUGAAAAUCUGUCGUUUAUGUAAUUUAAAUUUGAUCAAAUUAUCUCUGCGCUAUCAAAGUCAUGAAUCAUUCACAACAGCUGGAGCAGCACAGAGAUUGGUGUCCAAUCCGACAGGUGAACUUCUAAAACCUUAUCCGACAUUCAUGGAACGUCAAGUAGAAUUAGUCAUAAAUACCAGUACUAGAGAUGACGUAUUAACAAUUGACAAAGAGGAAAAAAUUCAAAUUCAAAAACCUCAAACUUUAAUGACAGCUAAAGUAAAUUAUAUCGAUACAAAUCCAUUGGGUGAUAAAAAUCAAGAUAUUGUACUUAUCGUUCAUGGUUAUCCGGGUAGUUAUAGUACAACAUUAAAUCUUGUUGAAGAAUUUCAGCGAAGAAAUUAUCGAGUUAUUGCACCAGAUAUGCCAUUUUGUGGUAAAACAGUAUUACCUAUGUUAAAUAUGUUUGUUUGGUCAAACAACAUUUGGCAACGUGCUCGAAUUAUAGGUGAAUUAAUGAAAUAUAUAAUGGAAACUAAAUUGAGACCUGUUCAUUGUGUGAUUGGUUUUAAUGAAAAUGCUUUUUCUUUAAUGUCAAUGAUUGAUCAAUAUAAAAUGUUAAAUCCUAAAUCAUUAAUUAUGAUUGAUCCAGCGCCAAGAAAACUUCUUCGUUUUGUUCCACUCUCAAAAUUCGUUUUCGAUUUUAUCCGUUUACCACUUCAUUGGCCUGUAGCUCGUCACAUAUUACGAUUUCUUGGUUAUAAAGAAUUAUUAACUCAUACACAACGUGAUAUAGCUGGUGCGUUACGAAUCUGGUUAACUGAAAUACCAAAACAAUAUGAAGAUUAUUCUCACGCUUUAUGGUUAUCAAGAACAAAAACAAUGAUUAUAUCAUCGAGUGAAGAUAACUAUAUAGAUAGAAAUAUACUCCAAAAAACAUUAGAAGAAUUGAACGCAUCAGAGUAUAAUAAAAUAAAAGUAAAUAUGGUACGUCUUGUGAUCGAGAUAAAUGCUUUUGGUUACAAGUAG